AUGACUUUACCGGCCUUCCUACGGAACGUCGUCUCCGUCAACCACAAAGUGAAGUGGGAGCCGCCGGGAGGUAAACAAGGCGGCUGUGCGAUAAAGGGCGCCAAGCUGCACGCUUUUGAUGAGCUCUGGAACAUCGAGGUACGAGUUUGUGCAGGUGUCCGAGUCCCGCAGGUCGAGUCGGGCGGGCACGAAGCCGUGCUCGACUGCGCGACGCUCGACGGAGCAACACUCCACCGCGCAGUCGCCCACAAGGCCUCAUUCGUCGGCGCGAGCCUCACGCGCGUCGCGGCGACCGGCGCCCUCUUCGAGCGAGCAGACUUCACCCAUGCCUCGCUCGCCGCCGCACAGCUGGGCGGCGGCGGCGUCGUCGGCUCGCUCACGGACUCGCUCUUCCGCGAGGCGAGCCUCAAGGGCGCCACCCUGAGCAGCAUCCAAGACUCGACCUGCCGCAGGGGCGCGCAGCUCGACCGCAUCCGCUUCGACCACGUCCGCCUCGAGGAGGUCGCCCUCAUCGAGGCUUCCCUCGUCAACGCCUCCUUCCGCUCCGCCACCAUCUCCCUCUCCGAGUUCGACCGAUCGCUUGCCACGGGAGCAAACCUCCUCAACUCUCAGCUCUCCGAGUGCAACGUUGAGCGCACCGACUUCACCGGCGAUCUCUCCACAUGCGCACUCAACAUGCGCUCCGUCGACCUGCUCCACCUCUCCGGCACGCCGGUCGGCCUCUGCCCCAGGGGCGGGGUGGGCAUGAGCUGCGUCGUGGGCGGCAGCCUCGCGCAAGCCCCGGCACCACCGGCACCGUCCGAGCCGCCCGAGCCGAAGGCGCCGCCCGCCCCAUCGCCGGAGCCGCCCGAGCCGCGAGCGCCUCCAGAGCCAUUUGCACCGAGCCCCCCGCCGCCCAUGCCGCCGCCACUGUCUCCGCCGGCGCGGCCACCGAUUGGCCCAAGGACGACCCCUACUGCGGCGCUUUUUGCGGUCGGCUAG
Messenger RNA from Emiliania huxleyi CCMP1516, 981 nucleotides. RefSeq lists its product as hypothetical. The transcript is spliced from 7 exons. The record is from RefSeq and is a predicted model, not a curated record. Bases 1 to 981 code for a protein of 326 amino acids. NCBI's taxonomy places the organism in Eukaryota, Haptophyta, Isochrysidales, Noelaerhabdaceae.